Molecule: messenger RNA, 1545 nt
Organism: Clonostachys rhizophaga
Lineage: Eukaryota; Fungi; Ascomycota; Sordariomycetes; Hypocreales; Bionectriaceae
Source: the annotation of a GenBank genome assembly
AUGAGGCUGCUUGAAAAACAUUCCCAAGUGUCGCUGCUUGCCGGCGCAUUGCUGUUACUAUGGGUUCUUUACCAAGCAUACCUCUUCAUCUCAUUCCGUCAAAAAUACAGUUUCCCCAAUCUCGUGCCUGGGGGGCUGCCCUUUUUUGGAAAUAUGUUCCAAAUCCCAACUGAUACAGCGGAGCGGCGCAUCUACUUUCAUGGCCUGGCCAAAAAAUACGGUGAAAUAUUUACACUCAAAGUCGGUUCUAACUACUUAAUGUUCAUCAACUCUCAGCGCGUUGCGAAUGAAAUACUGGAUAAGCGCGGCGCUCGGUAUAUUUCGCGACAGAAUCUACCUAUGCCAGGCGAUGUUGCCUCUGGCGGCAAACGCGUCGUCUUCAUGCCCUACGGUAAUCUCUGGAAGUGGGAGCGCAAGCUCAUCCACGAAAUCAUCGGCCCCGGAAACCGCAAUGUCUUUGCCCCUCUGCAGGACAUGGAGUCACGAACAUUGCUCUAUGACUACCUCAUGCAGCCGGACUUGUGGCACCAGGCUCACGCUCGAUAUGCUAGCUCCCUCAUCAUGAGCAUGGUAUAUGGAAGGAGGACAAAGUUGGGAGACCCCAACGUUGACAGAAUCAUUGACACAAACAACGAGAUCAUGAAGAUGUUUGAACCCGGGUCGAGCCUGAUCGACGCGUUUCCAUUCCUGGCUUAUAUACCCCUCCCGCGCUCUAUCCAGCCAUGGAGAUGGUGGGGAGAUAGCGUCUUUGAAGCAUCCAAGAGGAACUUCAUCGAAGAGUAUGAAGGCCUCGCGGAGCGAGAAGCACAAGGCAAAAAUGUGACGUGUUUCAUGUCUGAAUUCAAGAGGCUUGGACGAGACAAGGCUCUUGAUUAUGAGUCGACUGUGUUCUUGGCUGGUUCCCUCAUUGAAGCUGGAUCUGACACCACACGUGUGGCUCUGAACCAGCUGAUGGCCGGGGCAGCCCUGUUUCCCGACUGGAUUCAGCGAGCACGCAAGGACUUGGAUGAAAUUUGUGGUGCUAAUGCUGAGAGACUUCCGAAUGCUAGCGAUAUCACGAACCUGCCUUACGUAAAAGCAAUCAGCAAGGAAGUUCUGCGAUGGAAUAUAUCACUCCCUGAGAUCCCGCACUCCUUGAUCGAGGACGACUCCUUCGAAGGAUUUAACAUUCCCGCGGGAACCAGCGUCAUGUGGAACAGCUGGGGCCUGCAUAUGAGUUCUUCCGAGUAUGAGCAGCCUGAGCGGUUCUGGCCCGAGAGAUUCAUGAACGAUGACGUGGACAAGCCGAUCAAGGGACACUUGGCAUUUGGAACAGGUCGGCGGGUAUGCCCCGGUUGGACCAUUGCCAGCAACAGUCUCCACUUGUUGAUCGCGCGGGUCGUCUACUGUUUCGACUUUCAUCAAGUUUCGGGACAUCCCAUCCCAGUUGGAAAGCCGUUUGAUAUUGGAACAGAGAAGCCAUACGAAGUGAAAAUUACGGUCAGAAGUCCGGCUCACGCGGCGUUGGUUAAGAGGGAGUGUGAAGAAUCGGCGAAUAUUGAGUGA